Molecule: messenger RNA, 991 nt
Organism: Drosophila obscura
Lineage: Eukaryota; Metazoa; Arthropoda; Insecta; Diptera; Drosophilidae
Product: farnesol dehydrogenase-like
Exons: 2
Coding region: 79-834 (251 amino acids)
Source: RefSeq, a predicted model, not a curated record
AUUGAGAGCUCAGUCGCAUCGCGAAUACUUUGAUGAUAAUACUGUCGAAGGGAACACAAUAGGAAAACUAAUUUCACAAUGGAUCGCUGGUUGAAUCGUGUUGCCGUCGUUACUGGAGCCAGUUCUGGCAUCGGAUCUGCCUGCUGCAAGGAUUUAGUGGCCAAAGGUAUGGUCGUUGUUGGCCUGGCCCGCCGCGUGGAACGACUUCAGGAGCUUAAGGCAUCACUGCCAAAAGAUCAGCAGCCGCGUUUCCAUGCCCGAAAGUGCGACGUCAGCGUUGAGCAGCAGGUGGUGGAUACAUUCGCUUGGAUUGACAAAACUCUGGGAGGUGCUGACGUUUUGGUCAACAAUGCUGGCAUCCUUGGUAGUUAUAACAUCACAGAUGCAGGCAAUUCUGCCGAUCUUCGCGCUGUUCUGGACACCAACGUGCUUGGAGUUUCGUGGUGCACUCGCCAAGCUUUCCUUUCACUGCAGCGCCGCAAUGUCAACGAUGGCCAUGUGGUGAUCAUCAACAGCGUUGUGGGCCACAUCUUGCCAGUGGUCGACGGAUUCCUAGAUUGGAACAUGUAUGGACCCUCUAAGCAUGCUAUCACCGGCCUGACCGAGGUGCUGCGACAGGAGUUUCAACUAAAGAAGAAGACCGGGACCAAGAUAACAAGCAUUAGCCCCGGUGUGGUCGACACUGAGAUCCUUGAUAAAACCAUACGGGCAUCGCCAGACCUUCCAAUGUUACGUUCAGAGGACGUGGCCGAUGCGGUGACCUACUGCAUCCAGACCCCACCCAACGUGCAGAUCCAUGAGCUAAUAAUCAAGCCAGUGGGCGAAAAGUUUUAACAGCUCUCAAGGGCGGCAGUUGGCAGCUUUAGGACCUUAUGGGAGUGGAGUACAUACUACAAAUUCCCAAGUGUUAUUUCUGUCUGUAAAUAAACGAUAACAAAUUAUCACUUUUCAGGAAAAGCAAAUACGUAAAUAAAUGCUGAUUCGAAUGAAA